CACUUUCAUUCCCGGUCCGCCAGCGGUAGCAGCACGCCGCGUGCGUUCCGACGACAAAUCUACUUACGACGACUGUACGAGAGUACACACGGUGCAGUGUGCGCGCGCGAAGUGUGUUGUUUUCGUUUUUCGUUUUCGAUUUUCGAUUAUUAUUUUUUUUUUUUUUUAUAUAUAUCGCCGUUUUCGGGUAUAUUUCGCCCAUCAGCACAUAUCGUCCGUCCGUCCGUCUGUUCUCCGCCGACGUCCACCGCAGCGAGUACGUACACGUAUGCCGUCGUCCGUCGAACACCGUCCACUAGUGCGUCGUGCAGUGCGAUUCGCGAUGAUACAAUCAUCAUACGAUUAUAGUGACAAUAAUCUUUCCGUACUCUGAUAAUAAUAUAAAUAUUAUAUCACAUCGUCGUGCGAGUUUGGGUUUUUCGAUUUGCGUUCCGUUUUUUGUUCGUUCGAAUUUUUUGCGGUCUCUUUUUUUUUUUCUCACGCUCGUCUUGGCCCUCCCCGCCGUGGGUACCGCCGAAAAUGCAAUUGUCUCAAGUGGUCACUAGCUCGGGCGUACUGAUGCACGUGUACAGCGCCGAAAGACACCAACAGCAGCAGCAACAGCAGCAACAGCAGCAGCAACCGUCGCAACAGCAGCAACACGGUGGUGACUUUCGCGUACCACAAUCGCCGGGCGUCGUGUCGUCUUCGACCGGUAGCGGCGGAGUACCGUCUCCGCCCGCGCAGCAUCAUCAUCUUCAGUUGCAACUGCAACAACAACAGCAUCAGCAGCAGCAGCAACAGCAGCAACAGCAACAGCAACAGCAGCAGCAGCAGCAGCAGCAACAGCAGCAACGGUGUUCUCUGCCACCGGCUCCGCCGUCGUCUUCAGCGGCCACGAUGCGCCCACCCGCCGCCCCGGGUCCCCGGUGCAAGCCGGUCCCGUCGGCAGCCACCCUGACGAUCAAGACGGAGUACAGCCGAAGCCCUCCGAUGCUCUCCGAGGAACCGACCAGCUCCAUACCGGACUUAGAAUUUGACGGUGACACGGUACUGUGCCGAGUGUGCGGCGACAGGGCGUCCGGAUUCCAUUACGGCGUACACUCUUGCGAGGGAUGCAAAGGUUUUUUCCGCCGGAGCAUCCAGCAGAAGAUCCAGUACCGACCAUGCACCAAGAACCAACAGUGCAACAUCUUGCGGAUCAACAGGAACAGGUGUCAAUAUUGCCGACUUCGCAAGUGCAUCAGCGUCGGCAUGAGUCGAGAUGCUGUACGAUUCGGCCGUGUACCAAAACGGGAAAAGGCUCGUAUAAUGGCCGCCAUGCAACACAGCAGUAACUCCAAAAGCCAGGAGAAGGCCGCCGUGGCGGAGCUUGAAGACGAUCAACGACUCGUUGCCAGCGUAGUCAGGGCGCAUCUAGAGACUUGCGAUUUCACGUCAGACAAGGUCGCGCCCACGUUGGCCCGAGCCCGCGAACAGCCAAAUUACACCUUGUGCCAUCCGACACUGGCUUGCCCUUUGAACCCGAGUCCACGACCUGUCACCGGACAACAAGAACUGUUGAACGAUUUUUCGAAGCGAUUCUCGCCGGCUAUACGUGGCGUGGUCGAGUUCGCCAAACGUAUACCCGGUUUCGGGCUACUCGCCCAAGACGACCAGGUGACCUUGCUCAAAGCCGGCGUUUUCGAGGUGCUACUAGUUCGCUUGGCCUGCAUGUUCGAUUCUGAGUGUAAUAGCAUGGUGACGCUCAACGGUCAAGUGUUGCGCAGAGAGUCGGUUUGCGCAUACUCCAACGCUAGAUUCCUCACCGAUUCCAUGUUUGAGUUUGCCGAGAGGUUGAACGCAAUGCGACUAAACGAUUCGGAAAUUGGUCUAUUCAACGCCGUCAUCGUGAUCGCUGCCGAUCGCCCAGGCUUGCGCAAUAUCGAAUUCAUCGAACGUAUGCACAAACAGUUGAAAUGCGCGUUGCAGUCGGUACUUAUGCAAAACCACCCGGACCGACCUAGCUUGUGCCAGGAACUGUUGAAGAAAAUCCCCGACUUGAGGACGCUCAACACGUUGCACUCAGAAAAACUGUUGGCAUUCAAGAUGACCGAACAGCAAAACCAACUUGACCAACAGCAGCAACAACACCAGCAGCACCAGGACACCACCACCACGACUUCCAUCGCAGCCGCCGCGGUCCAACAUCAUCAAAACAUUCAAAACGUCGGUGGCAUGUGGAGCCUAAUGAUGAACGGCACCGACGACUUCAACCGAAAGAGCCCGGAGGAGGCUGGCUCGUCGUCGUGGUCGGACGAGACCACUUCCGUGGAGGACAUGAAGAGUCUGGCCAUGUUGGACGAGGUCAAGAGCCCGCUGGGUUCAGUAUCCAGCACAGAAUCCGUGUGCUCGGACGAAUACCACCACGGUCCGAGCAAGCACGCGGCCAGUGCUCCUCUGUUAGCAGCCACGCUAGCCGGGGCUGUGUGCCCAAUCAGGCGGCAUGCGGCCGCGCCGUCGGACGAGCUACACCACCAAGUGAUCGUCCGGCCGAUGUCGUGCCGCCGGUAUCAGCGGAAACAGGAUUCGCCGACUGACUCUGGUAUUGAGUCGGGCACGGAGAAGCUGGACAGACCGAUGCCGCACAGCGCGCCCACAUCGGUGUGCUCUAGCCCGCGGUCCACCGUCGAGGACGCCAUCAUGUCGGCCGACUCGCACCAUCCGGCGGCUAUCGAGGACAUGCCGGUGCUGAAGCGCGUGCUCCAGGCUCCGCCUCUGUACGACACCAACUCGUUGAUGGACGAGGCGUACAAGCCGCACAAAAAGUUCCGAGCCCUACGCAGCGCCAAAGACUCGGCCGAGGCCGAAGCCGUCCGACCGUCGGUGGCGACUACCGUCCAACAACAGCACCCUCCUCAACCACCUCCAACAAAACCACCACCACAAUUCGCCGCAACUGCACCAUCACCUACGUCGUCGUCGUUGUCGAGCACGCACUCGACGCUGGCCAAGUCGCUGCGCGAGACGCCGAAGAUGACCGCGGAACAGAUCAAACGCACCGAAGACAUUCACAACUUUAUAAUGCGCGAGGACACGGCGUGCAGUGGUUACCAACAACAACUACCGCAACAACACCACCACCACAACAACAACCAACAGCACCACCACCUACACCAACAACAACAAGCACCGACCAGGUGGCAACACACGCCCGUCAUAACUUCUGCUUUGGCCCAGAACAGCUGCAGAUUAUCACCACCGCCGCCCACCAGCAGGUAUGCGUCGUCAACGGUGAGCAGUGGCGGCGUUUUGGCGCGCGUCCUGUCGCCAUCGUCUUCGUCGUGUGCGUCACCGCCGCCGUCGGCGCUGUCGAUGGUCAUGCGCCGCACGCCGUCGCCGAACGUUGUCAAUCUCCAGGUGGGCAUUACCAACGCAGCCGCAGCCGCUGCCGAGGCGGCGGCCGCUCACCAGCAGCCGCUCAACCUGUCCAAAAAGCUGUCCCCGUCGCCGACGCCCGCGUCCGCCGUUGGCAGUGGCACCACCACGCCACCACCUCCUGCUCCCGCUCAGGUGGCCAUGGAAGCGUAAGCCACCCAAGCCCCGCCCACCACACUCCCCGUUGCCGUACGUAACCGCAUCGACUCGAUCUCACGAGAGUCAAUCUCUAGACCAAAACACGAAAAAUAAUCAACAAUUGGAAACAAAUGGGGUUUCUAUACGCAAACCAAAACAGGUGCGGUGAUCGUUUUCCUAUUUUAAUAAUUUUUUUUGUUUUAAUUUUAAUUAUUAUUAUUAUUAUUUUUUUUUUUGUGGCAAUAAAUACAACUUUGUGUACAUAUUACUAUAACAUAUUAGGCCUUACGAGUUUAAGUUUAAUUAUAUAAUAUCAUUAUAUAUAUAUAUAUACAUAUAUAUAUUUCACGCUUUUAUUUUUCUUUCUCUCUAUACAUAUAUAUAUAUAUAUAUACUAUCUUUAUUCUAUUUAAUAAUUAUUAUACAAACGUUUUCCGCGUAACUAUUUUUUGAAUUUACGAGAGAAAUAUUAAAACAAAAAUGUACAAAUUUAUAAAUCGACCGAUUUUUUUUCUGACGACGACAACCCGCAUGAUAUAUAUAUAUAUCAAAUUAUAAAAUAUUUAUGUUUAUGUAGAAGUAUAAUUAUAUAUAAUACAUUUAUUAUGAAAACAUUUAUUUUUUUCUUUUUAUUUUCAAGUGUGAUAUACAUUUUAAGGAUCGCAUUUGAUUUUAUUCUGUACAUAUUACAUUUUACCGUGUAAGUUACAAAUAUGAUUUUUUUUCCAUCAUAGUUAGCUAUGAUAUUCAUCCUGGUAUAUAGUUAUUAACGGUUUAAACCGAUUUGACGUUUUCCUUUUUGAACAUUACCUAUAUAAUAUAUAUAUAUGUAUAUAAAUUUAUAUACUAUGUAUUGAUAAUUAUAUAUAAUGGUUAAAAUAGUGACCUCUUUUUUUUCUUUCUUAUUGUUGUAAAUACGAUUUUAAAUUUACGAAGCAAAAACACAGUAUAAUAUAUUAUAAUAUAUACGUCAUUUUGAAUGUUUUCGAAAUACAUUUUUUGAGACUGAGGGAAGUGUCAAGCCAUUUUUAUUUUAUGACUGGCGCGGUUUGGUUUUUUCGUUUCUAAGUAUGUAGUCUGCUAAAAAUAAUAUUUCUACAACAAUCCCUAUAUAUACUAUAUAUAUUUGUGUUUUUAUUUGCGAUAUAAAAAUCGAGUUGGCCAGUACAAAUUUUCAGACCCGCAAUAUUGUUUUUUAUUUUAUUAUUAUUAUUUUUUUUUUUGUAUACAAGCCAAAAACUAAUUUCCUUUCCGCCACCACCACUACCACCACCGCCAACAACACUUCUACGCGUCUUGCCGAAACAGAAUUGUAGACAUUUUAUUUGUUUCCAUCACUACAGCUGAAGUGAGAUAUUAUAAAUUUCUACACAGAAAAGAAAAGAGGCGUGUUUGAUUGGCAUAUUAUUUCGACUUUCCGUACCAGCUGUAUAAAGUUUCACGUGACACUUAUGAGUAAAAUGAGAAAAUAAAAUUAAAUUAAAAAAACUCCGUUUAAGAUUUCUGUACCACGAAUAUCAACUGAACGUUUGAAGGGCAAUGAAUGAAUGUGUGUGUGAGUGUGUGUUUUAUAACACAAUGAGACAUAAAUUAUAGUACACGUGUCGUCGAGUGAAAAACAUGAUUUUUGUAUGUUACAAAAAUCGCUGCUCAUCUUGUGAUAUACUUAUAUAAUUUACUAUCAACGCGUACUGAGAGAAAUGAAUAAAACAUAGAGUAAUGGAAAUUUUUUUUAAUAAAAUAGGUCGAGUACCUAUAUAUAAUAUAUUUAAAUGUUUGUGUGGUGUGUUGUGCAUGUGUGUGUAAAUAUGCAUAUAUGUAUAAGUGUUUAACUUUAUACUAGACGGUAAUUUUGUGUUUUCCCCACUUUUUUCCUCAUCAAUUCCGGUAGGCAUAUCGUAUAAUUAACUAAGUACAGUUUUUUUCGCGUGCAUUGCAACCCUCUGUAUAAAUUAAUAUUAUACAUUUACAUGUAUACAUACAUAUAUAUAAAUAUUGAUAAUCAUACAAUCAAAAAAUAAACUAUAUACGAAAAAACCAACAUCAAUAUAUUAAUAUAAUAUUGAUAUAUUACAUAUUAAAUUAGUAUUCUGUUAUAUAUACUAUAUAUAAUUAUAUAUUAUUAUUAUUAUUAAUAAUUAUUAUAUUAUCAAUUAUCAUCAUGUUUAAAGAUGUGAAGAAAACAAUUAUUGUGUUAAAAAAAUGUACCAAUGUUUAUUUUUUAAGUUUAAAAUAUUUUUUUCUCGUGUGCUUAUGACUGUUAGCAUUGUGUAAUAUUUUUUUUGUUUUUUCCUUUUUAAGCUUGGGAUUAUUAAUUGUAUUUUUUUUGUUUUUAUCCUUUUCCAAGGUCUUUGCGUGUAUAUGUAUAAUAUAUAUAUGUGUGUAUGAUUUAAUUAUUAUAUGUAUAUGAGAAUUGAAAAAAAAGAGAAAAAAUAAUAAAAACUGUCUGAUUAUUGUAAUGAAAAUAAAAUUACUGUCGUUUUUAUUUAAAAAUAUAUAUUAUUUAUAAGAUAA
This is a messenger RNA of Rhopalosiphum padi (bird cherry-oat aphid), 6048 nucleotides long. RefSeq names its product ecdysone-inducible protein E75 (gene Eip75B). Gene Ontology annotation, molecular function: zinc ion binding; nuclear receptor activity; RNA polymerase II cis-regulatory region sequence-specific DNA binding. Gene Ontology annotation, biological process: hormone-mediated signaling pathway; cell differentiation; positive regulation of transcription by RNA polymerase II. NCBI's taxonomy places the organism in Eukaryota, Metazoa, Arthropoda, Insecta, Hemiptera, Aphididae. The record is from RefSeq and is a predicted model, not a curated record.